Brassica napus (rape) is the source of this 1128-nucleotide messenger RNA. Its product is annotated as calcium-binding protein CML37-like. Bases 353 to 907 code for a protein of 184 amino acids. Gene Ontology annotation, molecular function: calcium ion binding. The transcript has a single exon. NCBI's taxonomy places the organism in Eukaryota, Viridiplantae, Streptophyta, Magnoliopsida, Brassicales, Brassicaceae. The record is from RefSeq and is a predicted model, not a curated record.
AUGACAUCACAAAACGUGGUAAAAGCUCCAUCAGGAGUCAGGACCGACACGGGAAUUACAAAAUUACCCCUAGUCGUUAUGAACUUGACUUUUUGUAGCAGUCUAAUCAUUAGGGAGGAAACUUCCCGGCCACCUCUGCGCAACCGCCCUUCUUUAAAAAUUUCUCCAGUUUAUUCAAAUCCGUGUUUUAACCGGUGAACAAUCAAGAAUCCCCCCCUCCCUACACGCAUUCAUAUAUAUCACUAUAUAUAACCUUAACAUCUUUGUAGGAAUUUUCAUCAAGAGUCCAUUUCAAAUCUUCCAAAUCUAAUUUCAAUUUCCGUUGACAAAAAAAAAACAUUCAACUUCCGAAAUGACUCUUGCAAACAUCAAGAAAUCUCCCUUGGCUAGACUACGCAGGAAGUUAUCCUCAAGAAAAUCAGAAUCGUCCGUGGACGAAGAGGAAGCGAGAAGCAGCACCAGCAGCAACAGAAGCAGCUCGUUAAAUGUGGACGAGCUAAGAACCGUGUUUGACUACAUAGACGCAAACUCGGACGGGAAAAUCUCCGGGACCGAGCUGCAGAGCUGCGUCAGCCUCUUGGGCGGCGCGUUGUCUUCGAGCGAGGCGGAGGAGGUCGUGAAGAUUUCAGACGUCGACGGCGACGGGCUUAUGGAUUUCGAGGAGUUUUUGAAGCUGAUGGAAGGAGAAGACGGUAGUGAUGAGGAGAGGAGGAAGGAGCUGAAAGAGGCUUUCCGGAUGUACGUGACGGAGGGUGAAGAGUUUAUUACGGCGGCAAGUUUACGGAGGACACUGAGUCGACUCGGGGAGUCGUGUACGGUUGAUGCAUGUAAGUUGAUGAUCCGUGGGUUUGAUCAGAACGGUGAUGGAGUUCUCAGCUUCGACGAGUUUCUUCUGAUGAUGCGAUGAGAUUCAUGUAUCUCUAUUUUACUAAUUCAUUUAUUCAAAUUAUAUUAUUCUUUUGUAUCGCGCAGGGCCAUGCGGGGAAUAGUAGGGUGUAUAUAUAAUUUUUGUUAUUAUUUUGCUGUCACCAGACCUUUCCCGCAUUGCUCUGCACCAGUCUUCAUUCAAAUACUCAUUUGAUCCAUAUGUCAUUUUUCAUACUUCUUAAUAAAACCUAUUUUGUAAUA